GUUCGCGGCGGGUCGCCGCAGUCACUCACCUGAGCGCCUCAGUCUGAGCGCGCACGGCUCGCGCGUCCUCCGCCCGCCCGCCUGGCCCGCCUGGCCCGCCUGGCCCGCGACUCAUGUCCCGCCGCAAGGCCGGCUGCAUGCCCCGCCGAGUAGACCCCGAGCCCGCCGCCAACACAGACGACGAGAUGGAGAUGUCGGACCUCGUCAUUGAGAUGAAGCCGGAGCCAGACGUGCGGCCCUUCCAGGACCCGGGGCUGGGGCCCUUCUCCCCGAAGGAAGUGCCCACGCCGGGGCCGCUCGAGGGCGAACCCCGCCAUUCCCCCGGCCCCGUGUCCGUCGGGAGUCCUCUCCACGCCCUCGGCGCGCGGCACCAGUGGGCGCUGUGGACGCCGCUGAUCCUCAGCCCUCGCGACCGCCAGCCCUGGACCGACAAACACCCAGAUCUGUUGACCUGCGGCCGCUGCCUGCAGACCUUUCCUUUGGAGGCCAUCACUGCUUUCAUGGACCACAAGAAGCUCGACUGUCAGCUUUCCAGAGGCCCCAGCCCCGGCCAGGGCUCAGAACGCAAGGACCCCCUGUCCCUGGGCUGCUUCCGCUGUGGGAGACAGUUCUCCGGGGCCUGGAAACUGCUGCGCCAUGCCCAGUGGGACCACGGGCUGUCCAUCUACCAGACGGAACCCGAGGCCCCAGAGGCCCCGCUGCUGGGCCUGGCAGAGGUGGCUGCCGCCGUGGCGGCCGUGGUGGAACCAGAAGCUGAGGCCCGGGGCCCUCGGGCGAGCGUCGGCCCCCGGCGGAGCCCCACCUGCCAGGUAUGCGCCAAGACCCUCAGCUCCUUCAGCAAUCUCAAAGUGCACAUGCGCUCACACACGGGCGAGCGGCCCUACGCCUGUGACCAGUGUCCCUAUACCUGCACCCAGAGCAGCAAGCUCAACCGCCACAAGAAGACCCACCGGCAGCCCCAGCCCCAGAGCCCCUUCAAGGCCCCGGCCAGUCUGGAACAGCCCCCAGCCACCGCCCCUCCCGAGCCAGCGGUCCACGCCGCGGCCCCGGCCAGCAGCCUCCCAUGCAGCAGCAGCAGCGAGGGCGCCGGAGCGGCGGCCACUGCGGGCGUCCAGGAACCCGGGGCUCCCGGCGGCGGGGCGCAGGUGGGCCCUGGCGGGGCCAGCUGGGAGGCCACCACCAAGGAACAGAGAACUGAACCUGCAAAGAGCCAGAUUUCCCCCAAGAAGAUGCCGAAGCCGGCUGCCAAGAGCCGCGGGCCCGGCGGCAGCUGCGAGUUCUGCGGGAAGCGCUUCAGCAACAGCAGCAACCUGACGGUGCACCGGCGCUCGCACACGGGCGAGCGGCCCUAUGCCUGCGAGCUGUGCCCCUACGCCUGCGCGCAGAGCAGCAAGCUCAACCGCCACCGCCGCAUGCACGGCCUGGGGCCGGGCAGCACCCGCUUCGAGUGUCCCCGCUGCUGUGUGCCCUUCGGCCUGCGAGCCACCCUGGACAAACACCUGCGGCAGAAGCACCCCGAGGUGGCCGGGGAUGCCUGAGGCGCGGGGACGCCCCGGCCGCAGCCCCUGGUUCCGCAGUGGCUGCUUCUGUCGACCUUGUCCUUGCCGUGCUGAGUAAACCCUCCUGCCUUGAGCA
This is a messenger RNA of Suricata suricatta (meerkat), 1635 nucleotides long. It is a transcript of the gene ZNF296, whose product is annotated as zinc finger protein 296. The transcript has 3 exons. NCBI's taxonomy places the organism in Eukaryota, Metazoa, Chordata, Mammalia, Carnivora, Herpestidae. Bases 114 to 1538 code for a protein of 474 amino acids. Gene Ontology annotation, cellular component: nucleus. Gene Ontology annotation, biological process: negative regulation of dendrite development; regulation of transcription by RNA polymerase II. Gene Ontology annotation, molecular function: DNA-binding transcription factor activity; RNA polymerase II cis-regulatory region sequence-specific DNA binding. The record is from RefSeq and is a predicted model, not a curated record.